AUGGAUGUUGUCACAAAUUUGUGGAAAGGUGACGAUAGUAAAAAAAUAUCGGUUAAAGAAGAAGCUAAUCAAGACUCUAGAAAUGUUUUAAAUGAAAUGAAUAUGUAUUCUGCAGCAAAAGUUGAACGCAAGAAUAACAAUAAUAUAAAUUUAAAUAUUUCACAUAAAGCAAGUAACAUUAACAGUUCCUCAGACAGUCGAUCAAAUCGAAGCCAUUUAUCUUCCCAGGGUAAAUCUAACAGCAACCAUGUAGAUAAAGUAUCCUCUAUACAACAAAUGAUGACAGAUACCCUUGUAGAGAAAAUUAUUAAAAUGGCAUUGCCUCCUUCAUCUAUGGCUAUGAAAGAUCAAAUCGCAACCAGAAUGGUCUCAGCAAAAAAUAGACCAAGUUUAUCUGUUCAAUUAUUAUCAAAAAAUUUCAUUGCAAUGAAUUCCAGGUUGGCACUCCCCUUUAUGAUUAUUGAUAGUGUAAUAGAUUUUAUCAAUUGGGAGAAUAUUCCAAUGACGUUAUCCAUCAUGUGUCUUUAUACAUUAUGUAUCUUGAACCCACUGAUUUCCCUCACUUGCGGUCCAUUAUGUUAUAUUUUAUUUCAAAUAAUGGUUCCACAUUAUAUGAAUGUCCAUUUACCCAAUCCAACAGAUUCAGUUAAUUGUUUACUAGAGGUUAAUCGUAGUCCUGCACAGGGUCCACCUUUGAAGGAUCCAAUUUUGCCUGAACCAGUACCUGAAUUCAGUCAAGAAUUUGUGAUGAAUUUACAAGAUUUACAGAAUCAUGUGUUGAUAUAUGUGGUAGCAUAUGAUUUUAUAUAUUUUAUAAUGAAAAAGUUUGUAUUUUUCAUUAAUGAACAAAUGUCUACUGCAUGGUUCAUAAUAUUGUUAGGUGUGACAAUAUUCAAUUAUCUUUUUAUUGAUAUGAUAUGGAGUUUGAUUCCUAUAAAGCUUCUUUUAAUUUUGUUGGGUUGGUCACUAAUCAUCUUGCUUUAUCCAAAGAAUAGGGACAACUUCAUGCAAAAAUUGUUAUCUGAAGAAACAAGAGUAUCAUGGUUACAAAUCACGAACCAAUAUGAACAUAAGAUAAAUGAACAACUGAGAUUUGUAGAAGCUCGUGAAAAUAGGGUGGUUAACAUCUUUGAGAUCCAAGUGUAUAAAAACGAACAUAAGGAAUGGACUAGUAUAGGAUAUUAUAACGACCACUACACGUUAUUUUCCCCGUUGAGAUUGAAAGAGGAAAAGAUUGAACCUUUAUGUGUUAAAGACAUUGAUGAGAUUGAACCACCUAGGGGUUGGAGCUGGAUUAAUGAUGGUUCUUGGGAGUUAGAUUUAUCACCUGAAAUAUGGGUACGUGAAAAUUUUAUUAAUAAUGUCAGAAUUGAUUCAAGUACAAAAUGGGUAUAUGAUAAGGUUGAGGAUUUUACAGAAGUUUCAAAAUGGUAUAGAAGAAGAAUGUGGGUCCGUAAUGUAAUUCGUGAGAUAACAACGACAGCUAGCAAGACUAAUUCACAAGGUAAUAAUAAAGAUGAGAAGGCCUAUGAUAAUCCAACAGAUUUUGAUGAGAUGACAGAUACAGUAAUUACGGAAACAAAUACUGGAGAUAUUCACACCAAUAGAGGCAAAAAUAAUAUUAAUAAUAAAGAGUAUGAGUAUGAUAAUAAUAACCAUAUAAACAAGGAUGAUUUUGAUAGGGACACAUCGCGAGAAGAAAUAGAAGAAGUGAGAAAUCCAGUAAGGGAAGAUCGUAGUUCAAGUCAUAUAUCAAUCAGAGGAAUAGCACGUGAAUCAUUAACUGGUGCAAAGGUUAGAUCAUUUAUUACACCAACAACCUCUUCUUCUUCUACAAAUUCCCGCUCUACAGAGAUCAAUACAUCACCUCUUUCACUUUUUACUACUUCAUCCGAUGUUCAAAAAAUAAAGAGUAAUGAUUCGUAUCUAGAUAAAGUAAAAUAA
Arxiozyma heterogenica is the source of this 1944-nucleotide messenger RNA. It is a transcript of the gene PEX29, whose product is annotated as Pex29p. The transcript has a single exon. Bases 1 to 1944 code for a protein of 647 amino acids. Gene Ontology annotation, cellular component: peroxisomal membrane. Gene Ontology annotation, biological process: peroxisome organization. The record is from RefSeq and is a predicted model, not a curated record. Lineage: Eukaryota; Fungi; Ascomycota; Saccharomycetes; Saccharomycetales; Saccharomycetaceae.